Molecule: messenger RNA, 909 nt
Organism: Rhizopus microsporus ATCC 52813
Lineage: Eukaryota; Fungi; Mucoromycota; Mucoromycetes; Mucorales; Rhizopodaceae
Product: lipoate-protein ligase A
Exons: 4
Coding region: 1-909 (302 amino acids)
Biological process (GO): protein lipoylation
Cellular component (GO): mitochondrion; cytoplasm
Molecular function (GO): lipoyltransferase activity
Source: RefSeq, a predicted model, not a curated record
AUGCUAUUUUUGCAGCGAUGCUUUACUGUCUCAAGUAGACAUGGCGUCAGGCACGUAUCUACUGUGCGUGCACAGCAGAGCAAAGUUGACUGCUACAUUUCAACCAUCAAUGAUGUCUACUGGAAUUUAGCCAUAGAGGAAUGGCUACUAAGAGAAACUCCAGCUGAUCGAUUCAUUCUUUACUUAUGGAGGAAUAGACCUUGUGUUGUCAUUGGUAGAAAUCAGAACCCGUUUCAAGAAUGUAAUCUGCGGUUUAUGCAAAGUCAACACAUUCCACUUGUCAGAAGACGAUCGGGUGGUGGUGCUGUUUAUCACGAUAUGGGCAACUCAAUUUAUACUAUAUUUAUGCCACGUGAAGCGUUUUCUAGAAGAGCGAAUGCUGAGCUUGUUGCAAGAUCUUUGAAUCAGUUGGAUAUUGCGGCAAGUGUCAAUGAAAGACAUGAUAUUGUGGUAGAUAAUAAGAAGGUAUCUGGAAGUGCAUUCAAGAUCACUACAUCAAGAGCUUAUCAUCAUGGUACAAUGCUCAUUGAUGCUGACACGGAGACUCUCAAGAAUUGUUUAUCCAAAAAAAGAAUGUCUAAUGUUUGCAUCGUGUCGAAAGGUGUAGCUUCUGUGCCAUCGCCUGUUACUAAUUUGAGAGACUAUUCUUAUACAGUUGACCAUCAGCAGUUUUGUGAAUCAGUGCUAUCUGAGUUUGUGAAGGCGUAUAAUGAUGGUGAACCGGUUGAACCUAUCGUGUUCGAUAAGAACAGCGUGCUUCCAAAGAAAGUAAUCGAAACGAGAAACGAGCUGACAACAUGGGACUGGAUUUAUGGCCAAACUCCAGAAUUUACAAACUCGGUCGAGACAGAUUUUGAGUGGGGUCAUGUGGUAAGAUCACAUAGACAUAGUCUAUUUCAUUUCGGCUGA